This is a messenger RNA of Amaranthus tricolor (Joseph's coat), 2353 nucleotides long. RefSeq lists its product as uncharacterized. The transcript is spliced from 4 exons. The coding region runs from base 227 to 1609 and encodes 460 amino acids. The record is from RefSeq and is a predicted model, not a curated record. Lineage: Eukaryota; Viridiplantae; Streptophyta; Magnoliopsida; Caryophyllales; Amaranthaceae.
CAUAACCCUAAACCACAUUAUUGGCCGAUCGGACAAAAAACCGUAAAAUAUCGGUUCUUUGCCAAACGCCCAAAGAUCAAACUUCCGACGCCCUAGGUGAAGUCUUACCACGUUUUUACCGAUUUGAGGUGCAAAUGAAAUCGAUAUCGAUUACUCAGUUGAAGAUAAGUCAGUUAUUGAGAAUUGAGUAGUGAUUUGGUACAGUAAAAUUUCAAUUUCAAUUUCAAUGGAGGAUAGAGAAUUGGAAAUCAGGAGAUGCAAAUCGGUAUUGGACAGAAUCCACCAAUUGCCGCUAUCCAAAAUCACGGAUUCCUGCAAAGGAACCCUGCUUCGUCUGCUCAAUUCUGAGUUUAAUUUUCUUUCUACCUCUAACCCUUGUUCAUCAAUCAGUUCUAAUGUUGGCUAUUUUGAGGCAAUUGUUCACAUACUUCAACAGCCUAGCAUAAUGUGUGUGUCACGUGUGUGCAAGCCAUUCCCUCUGUCAUCUACGAAAAUCAAUAGGGAGAAACCUGAUGCACGAUGUGAAUCUGUCUAUAUCGAUAUUGUUUGUUGUUUUCAUAACAAUCCCACUUGGUUUGUUGUAUCUGAUCGGAACCCUAAGUACAUAACAUGGGAAAGUUCGGGGAGAAACAAGGGCUUGAAAUUGCGGAUUGAACAAAUAAUUCGUGUUGCUCAGUGUUCAGAGGCACUAAAGCCCGCCUCUAUUGUUCUCUUUUUUGCAAACGGACUUGAAGUUAUGGUUCAGGAGGAGCUCAUGAAGAGUUUUGGUUUUAGAGGAUUAAAUACGGAUUUUCCCGAAAUUGAGUUUGCUUUCUUUGAUGUAUUAGAUGGUGAAUGGGUCAAUCUUAUAGGAAAAUCAUAUAAGGGGUCAUGCACUCUAAUUAUGGAUAUUGAUAAUUGUGCAAAGCCUUGUCAAAGCAAGGACUAUGUCUCAGAAAAAAUGAAUUACAUUGGUGUUCAAAAAGAUCUCCCAGGAGCAUAUGAUGAGUUGGAAUUGGGAUCUUCAUUCUGUCGUCUAAUUAUGAACAUGAAAGAGUGGCCUUUAGAUGUUGAAGACAUACAAUUUUGUGGCAAAGGGAACCUUUUUAGAAACAAUGUUGUCAAUCUUGAUACAACGGCCUUAGUUGCUAUUACAUCUGGAAUAAGUAAUGGUGGAGCUGAUAAGCUUUUAGCAAAAUCAGAGGAUGAGCUAAGGCAACAGUUUAAGAACAACACCAAGUUUGUGGUUUCUCAGGCAUUGUCUGAAAUUGAGAGUCCAAUCUACGAUGAACUAAAUGCUGCCUUAUCUGGAAAAAAGGGCAUUGCAUGUCAAUCAGUCUGUGCAGAGUUUAUGGAGUUGGUUUCUAUGUUUGGGGGUCCUAAUGAGCAGAUGAGAGCUAAUAAUUUGGUCAAGCUUCUAAGGGUUGUGCCUGAUACUCCUUCUCCUCGCAUGAUGUCCCUCCCGGUCACAAGGAAGCUAGCUCUGAAGAAUAAAAUUGCUUUUGGGACUGGAGAUCACUUGGGUGCUCCAACUUUGUCGGCAAACAUGGGAUUUGUAAGAGCUGUCUCACAAACUGGGAUGUCCCUUUUCACUCUUGAACAUAGACCACGAGCUCUUGUUGGUGACUAAAAAAUAUGUUUAUACCUCGAAGAAGUGUCGGAUAUUAAUUUGUCAUUUGAUCAUACGAUUGGCAAUUAAAAACUGCAAGAUGUUGGAUGGGAAGCCUAAUUGUGCACAAGGACGUUGACACAUGUAGGUAUGAUCUGCAUCCAUUCUUUGCCGCUUAUCCUCAAGGGUGCAUACACUGCCUGUAGUUUCAUGUUUUGCUGACAAACUAAAAAGAUGAUGAAAAGGACAAAUAGAUUGCAGUUUUGCUAUGCUAGAGAAUUGUUCAGUUCUUUAACUAAGGAUCUCGUUACUUAGAUUUUCAUGCAUCUAUGUCCUUCUCCGUAUGUGAUUCAAGAACAGUGUAUAUGCUUCGAGACCAUCGAAGGGGUUUUCCAAAACUGGCGUUUUUGCAAAACUUGAAAACUCUUGUUUCGAAGUGGGGAUAAUUCUGUUUGAAAAUUUUCUCUUCCACCCUUUUCUCUCAUUUCAUUAUUGUAACCCUCAUCUCUUUCUUUGCUCAUAUGUAGAUAUAAAUCAACGUUAAAGCUUAUUAUCAUUAGGAUUUUAUUCAAGAAAGUAAAUGUGGUAGCUGUAAGUUGUAAAUGUUGGAUAUUGUAUUAGAUGUUGGGCUUGUUCUGCAAAAAAUUUGCAUAAAAAUAUUUGGAGCAUCACCUGUAGUAAAUACUACUUCUAUAAAGAUUGAAAAGUGUGUUUAUGUAAUUAAUACUUUUAUAUUAAGUGAUUGAUGAAUCCUUGUUAUUGUAA